Molecule: messenger RNA, 867 nt
Organism: Antrostomus carolinensis (chuck-will's-widow)
Lineage: Eukaryota; Metazoa; Chordata; Aves; Caprimulgiformes; Caprimulgidae
Gene: CFAP161
Product: cilia and flagella associated protein 161
Exons: 7
Coding region: 1-867 (288 amino acids)
Biological process (GO): cilium assembly
Cellular component (GO): motile cilium
Source: RefSeq, a predicted model, not a curated record
AUGGCCGCCUACAGAGCCGGGGUGCUGAUCGGCAACUGGAGCGAGGACGCGAGUCUGGAGGAGGACCGCUUGAGGGAUUUCAUGCGGAAAAGGGAACGAGGAGAACUUCUAAUACAGAAAAUAAACAAACUUCAAGAUACUAUUUUCAAGAAGAUACAGCUGUCGGUAUCUAGGGAUGGACUUGUUCAUUUUGGAGACACUGUGAUGCUUUUGAACCCAGGCAACAACUCCUCGGUGGAGAAUAACCCUGGAACGUGCAGCAGCCUGACUUUGGCAGUUACUGUGGAUGAAACAUUCGUGUAUUCGACCAAAUCAUUGCCAGCCCCGUGUGGAGUUAGUGCAGUCCAGAGUGUGGACCCUGUGGGCCAAAAUACUUUUUGUAUUUUAAGUGUUGAUGGAGCUGCAGUGGGUGAACCAAUUAGAUUUGGGCAAAAAUUUGGUCUUGGGACAACAGGAGGGUUUUCUGACCAAAUGUUAUAUUUAGCAAGUGACCAUAAAUCAUUUAUAAGAUUUGCUAAAAAAUCUUACCUUCAGCAAGUAUUUUUGAGAGAUGAGCUUUCCUAUUUGACUUGCUGGCAAGCUACCUUCUUGGAUCCACAGCUGCGUCUUGAAUAUGAAGGAUUCCCAGUUCCUGCAAACUCUAAAAUUAUCAUUACUCAUUGCCAUACUAAUAGGAGCUUAGCUGUUCCAAGAAACUUUUGGACAAGGACUUAUUUUGGACAAGAAUAUGAGGUAAAUUGUCACACUUAUCUGGACUCCCAUAAAGCUGAAGAAGAUAAGAAUUACUGGGUAAUAGUUACAAGAAAUCCCAGCAAUGAGGAUGGUACAAUGAUUGAUAGACCCAACCCUCAACCCAGGCAGGAUUAG